This is a messenger RNA of Fonsecaea multimorphosa CBS 102226, 1341 nucleotides long. RefSeq lists its product as uncharacterized. The coding region runs from base 1 to 1341 and encodes 446 amino acids. The record is from RefSeq and is a predicted model, not a curated record. Gene Ontology annotation, molecular function: NADH dehydrogenase activity. The transcript has a single exon. Lineage: Eukaryota; Fungi; Ascomycota; Eurotiomycetes; Chaetothyriales; Herpotrichiellaceae.
AUGACAACACCAAACAAACCUCGCCUAGUCAUCAUCGGCUCUGGAUGGGCAGGAUUCUACCUGGCCGAGAACAUCGAUCUCAAUGCCUACUCCAUCACCCUGAUCUCUCCACGUCGCACAUCGGCAUACACGCCGCUCCUGGCUUCUGCGGCGGUAGGCCUGUUCAACUUCUACCUGGCGGAAGAACCGGUCCGCAGCAAAUCGCGACGCGCACUGCGGUUCAUCAAGGCCAAUGUGCUCGACAUCAAUUUCCAGGCAAAGACCUGUCGCUGUGCACCUGCCUUUGACGAAGAUCCGCAACUCGCCAACGAGGAAUUCGACGUCGAGUAUGACUAUCUGCUGAUGGCGCCUGGGUGCAUGCCCAACACGUUCGGCACGCCGGGGGUGUCUGAGAACGCCAUCUUCAUCAAGAACGUCUCGGACGCGAUGAAAGUGCGCAAGACGCUCUUUGAUUUGCUGGAGAAGGCGUCGCUUCCCAAUGUCACCCCCGAACGUGCACGCGAGUUCCUCCACAUCGCCAUCGUCGGCGGCGGUCCCACGGGCAUCGAGCUCACGGCCGAAUUGGACGACCUGUGUCAAGACGAGCUGCGGCACACCUACCCGCUCGUGGCGCAGUACGUGAGCAUCUCCGUCUACGACGUGGCGCCGCACAUUCUGAGCGCGUACGACAACAAACUGCACGAGUACGCCGCCAGGCAGCUGGAACGACGCCACAUCGACGUGGCGCCCAACACCAAGAUCGAAAGGGUCGACGAGCACGCGCUGUACAUCAAGGACAAAGGCCGAGUGCCCUACGGGAUGCUGAUCUGGGCCACGGGCAACAAGCACGUGCCGCUGCUGGACAAGAUCGACGUCAAACUGUCCCAGCGAGGUCUCAAGCGCAUCCUGACGGACGACCACUUGCGAGUCUUCAAGAGCGGAGAAACCGGGCAAGUCCACGACGGCGUCUUCGCCCUGGGCGACGCAGCCGACAUCGAAGGCGCCUCCCUACCAACCACCGCCGAAGUCGCGGUACAAAAGGCGCGGUACCUCGUGCAGAACUUUACCCUGCUGGCCAAAUCCUCCCUCUCACAGUCGACCUCCUCCUCCUCCUCCGUGGCAAGCGACGCAUUCACCAAACCCUUCACAUACUCCCAGAAACAGCUCGUCUCGUACAUUGGCGCGCACGACGGCGUCAUCGCCGGCAAGGGUCCCAAUCACCAGGGCUGGACGGGCAGAUCCGCCUGGCUGGCCUGGCGCAGCGGCAGUCUGAUGUGGAACCGCAGCUGGCGCAGCCGCAUCGUCAUUGUCUUCACGUGGAUUCUGAACCGCGUGUGGGGGAAGGAGAUUGCGAAGAUGUAA